This is a messenger RNA of Pichia membranifaciens NRRL Y-2026, 2690 nucleotides long. RefSeq lists its product as hypothetical. Lineage: Eukaryota; Fungi; Ascomycota; Pichiomycetes; Pichiales; Pichiaceae. The coding region runs from base 203 to 2398 and encodes 731 amino acids. The transcript has a single exon. The record is from RefSeq and is a predicted model, not a curated record.
CUAAAACGGAAAAUGAUAAACAUGAAAAUUCAGGAGGAGGAAGUGCUAGCAAACUGGAAUCUCCUCCAAAUAUGAUAGAUCCCGAAGUUUACGGAGAUUUUUAGUCUAAGUUAAACUUUUUGUUGAUGUUUAGGCAGGUUCUUAUCGUCCCUUGUAGUUUCGGACAGAUCACAACGGUCAGACAAGGUGAUGUUUCAUUAGUAUGCGUGAUCUAUCAUAUUCAAUGAACGCAGCCUGGCUGGUUGUAACCACUCUGAUGUACGCAACUGGUGCACUCGGAGUAGUACUAUUGGACAAGCAGGCAAAAACAGACAUUGCCUUGAUUAUCUUCACAAUAUUUGAAUGGCUCAGUGCCAUUCUUUCCACUAUAUAUCUCAUUCCCUUCUUCCCUUCAGCAAACUACCUCUCAUUCAUUAUACAAGCACUUAACGCAUUUUGUGCCGCCGCAUCCACAGCAAUAGGAAUAUACUGGAUAGAUAAUAUAAUCCUUGAGAGUGUGACAACUAAGAGCCUUUAUCUGCGACAGCUGAAGGUAUGCUUCAUUACCUUGUUUACGGUGUCUCUCCUGUUCAAAUUUGUCAUUUACAUAAGCGCCUUUCUUGAUAGUUCAGUGACAGAAACCAACAGAAAGGAAAUACCCAAUGUGCAAGACCUGGAAGCAAACAUAGAAGUCGCAGAUAAAGAGUCAACCAAAUUUGGAUCAGUACUUUCAGACUCAAUUGCCUCAUCAAAAUUCAAUGUCGUCAAAAUCAAAGACUCCUUACAAACAUUAGUUUCAAAGCAAGGGAACAACAAUUUAAAUGAUUAUAAAGAUAAUUCAGCAAAAGCUAGUGAAAGCAGAAUUAAUGAACCUGGAUUUGAUUAUCGAAGUCAGGAGAGGUUAAAUCUGAAGUACGCUGAAUUGUUCAAAUUACCAAGUACUUCUGAAACAAUUGAAACCUCAGAUCUCCAUAACUCAACUCCAAAUAUGUUAUUUGAACAGAAACCUUUGACAGGUGCCUCAUUCAAACAAUCACAAAUAUUAGUGCAAAAUAAUUAUAUCCAAGAUAUCCCUUCCACUCCAAUGAUGACUAACUUAUCAAAUCACAUAACGGAAGAAGAUCUCGAAGAAUCCAUGGAAUCUGUUCUUGUCAAAAGCCCCCACUAUCAAUUCCCCCAAGAUGGCUCACUGACAAGUCCAUACAAAUCCCAUCACCCUAACUACAAUUUCAUUUUAGAGCGACCAGCUCUAGUUAAAAAUGUUGACGAAGACAAAAAUAUCCAGGCAUUGAACAUAUCAGAGCCAAUCUACGGAAGUAAUCUCGCUACCAAGCUUACUUCAAACGGGAAAACAUUGCAUAAUAUUUCUCUACAAACUUGGAACGAAAAAUCAAAGUUGUUUUUGCAAAACAACGACUUUGUUACUGAUAACAUACAUUUACCACAAAGAGCCUCCGAUAUAAAUCACUUCGGGUCUUCAAUGUCAUUCUCAGAGAAUUUCAAUGCUGAAAAUGAAGCAUUGGACACCCAUUCAAACAAUAGUGAGUACAAUAACUGCCUUCUCGAGGAGCUCAAUAGAGAAAUAAAAGAAAAUGGAUCUCAUCAUGCUAAAAUUCAAAUGCAACAAUCUCUACCCAAUUUGAAACUUGCCUCACGUCACAGCUCUCAGCUCAAUAGAGGUGAUUCUGUUUCAAAAAUAAUGGGUUUGAAACCCUUGAAUCAAAAAAGCAGAACAAAUUCCAGCUCUCUCAAUUUUGCCCACCAAAAAUCAAGUUCCUUGUCCGCAAUUCCAAUGUCAAAAUCACGAUCUCAUAGUCCACUAAAGAAAUUCAAAGAUUUCAGAGACAGUAUACAAUUAACACCUCGUACACCUAAACAAACGAGGCCCCCUUCUCCUAUUACUUCUAAUGAAUUUGAGUUGGAUUUGCAUAUAGCAAAUUCCAUAAGAAAAUCACCUGGAAAGAAACUCUCCAGCAAAUCAUUAAAUUCUAAAACUGGAAGCAGAAAAAUCUCCUUAUCCUCUCCAAUUCGUCCUAAUACCAACGUCUCUAUGCUUGAUGUAGAAAGUUAUUACCCAACAGGCAUUGGGUACGACUUGAACUUAUCUCCUGGAGAAGGAUGUGUAAGAGUGCUCGGUAAUGCAGAAAAUGAAUCUCCAUCUGAUAAGAAGAACUAUUUUACACAUAUAGUUGACGACUACAUUAUUCAAAACAUAGUUAAAAGUCAGAGGGUGUUUAGCGGGGUAAGUGGCAUGAGCGGAACUGACAAGUCAACCACAUCAAACGCAUCAGUCCCAAGCGGAUACUACGGUGAGUAUGACAAGGAGAAAUGGAGAGUUAUCAAAAAAGUGAAGAAUGGAGUAAUAGAAGAAGCCAAUAAAACACUGGACUUCUCUUGUCACGGUCUACCUGGUCCAUGAAACCCUAGUUUCAUAUCAGCAUUUAUUAUACAUGUAUACUUUUCUAAAUAGCAUAUGAUUCAUCAAGAACCCAGUAAAUUUUGUUACAUUAACAAAGAGUCUUUCAAAGAUUUGAGUGCGUCAGCGAGCUGGUUGACCGUGAUACCGCCUUCAACAGUUCUCACCUUCAGAGCCAAGUAUUUUGGGUGUGAUAGCAGGUAAGUCAAUGCAUUAACAAACACUUUUCUUUCCUGAGGAGUGUCUAGUCCAGGAACCAAAUGGACUUCUUCUAAAGGUUUACCCAAUUCCGAGC